This is a messenger RNA of Haliotis rufescens (red abalone), 2230 nucleotides long. RefSeq lists its product as uncharacterized. Bases 278 to 1738 code for a protein of 486 amino acids. NCBI's taxonomy places the organism in Eukaryota, Metazoa, Mollusca, Gastropoda, Lepetellida, Haliotidae. The record is from RefSeq and is a predicted model, not a curated record. The transcript is spliced from 3 exons.
AUAUCAUUCUUCCAACUGUCAGUUUGUAGACAGUAAUAAGCAGUGUCUUAAGUGUAAAAAGUAGUUUUAACAGUGUGGUCGACUGGGGAUUAUUGUGGGUAAAUGGAUAUAUUUAGGAACUUAUGGGUGGGGUAGUUUAAGGGGAGUUGAACGGCUGACGUAGUGCCUAUAGAGGGGUUUCAGUUCCCAUGAUGCAGUGCGCGGUCGCCAUGUUGGUUGUCAACCUAAACAAGCGCGAAACGUAAACACGCCGGAGAAUUUUUUUCAACCUGCCGAUAUGCCAGUUUCGUGUGCGGUUAUAAAUUGCAGCAAUCGUGCAAACAGAGACAAGAAGAGUUUUUUCAGAUUCCCUGCUGUAAUCAAUAACAGUGAUGACAAAACGAGGGAUCUGAGUCAGAAGCGGCGCCGUUUGUGGUUGGCAGCUGUCAACAGAGAAGAUCUCGCAUUCAAGGACACCCGAUACAUGCGUGUGUGCAGCGAUCAUUUUGUCGGCGGUUCUCCAUCAGCCCUGUAUCAGGACACCCAUCCAGGUUGGAUACCUAGUGUGAAACUUGGCUAUGACAAGGGCGACAAAGGCGACAUGGGUUCUCGUUUCUUCCGUCUACAGGGACGCAAGGAGGCGACACGACUCCGUGACCUGCGAUUUGAUGAAGAAGAGCAACAAAGUGAGGCAGAACCGGAUGCUGAACAUGCUGAACCAGUGGAUCAGGACAUUACACCUGAAGAGGAACUUAAAAGUUGCAAGAUUAAAAUUGACAUUCUUAAAUCAGAAAAUGAAUCUUUAAAACACGAGAAUCUUCUACUCAAGAAGAUAGUGCAUAAAAUGAAAGCAAAUAAUACUGAAGAUUUUGAUGGUGAUGAUGAUAAAGUACGAUAUUAUACUGGUCUACCAUCCUUUGUAUCACUACUUGCAUUGUUCAAUCUAGUAUCAUAUGGAAUUAGUCAACCUUCACAUUCAUCACUGACAAUAUUUCAAAAGCUUAUUAUUACACUAAUGAGACUCCGAUUGAAUUUACCCACUCUUGACCUAAGUUAUAGGUUUGGUGUCAGUAAAGCUACUAUUUCCAGGACAUUUAAUCAGGUGAUGGAUGUCUUGUACAUCAAUUUGAAACGACUUGUAUUCUGGCCUGAUAGAGAAAAUUUAUGGAAAACAAUGCCAAUGAUAUUCAGAAGGUAUUUUGGACGCAGAGUGUCUGUUAUAAUAGAUUGUUUUGAGGUUUUUAUUGAUAGGCCAUCCAAUUUGACAGCUCGAACCCAGACUUGGUCAACGUACAAGCAUCAUAAUACUGUAAAGUAUCUUAUUGGCAUCACUCCCCAAGGUUCUGUAAGUUACAUUUCUGAGGGAUGGGGAGGUCGUGUUAGUGAUAAGUAUUUGACAAGUAAUAGUGAUUUCACCAACCAUCUUUUACAUGGUGAUAUAGUAUUAGCAGAUAGAGGCUUUGAUAUACAAGAAAUUAUUGGUUCUUGUGGUGCAGAGUUAAGGAUCCCAGCUUUUACACGAGGUAAACCACAGUUAAGUGGCACUGAAGUUGAGGAGACAAGAAAGAUUGCCAAUGUGAGAAUUCAUGUAGAAAGAGUUAUUGGUAGUGUCCGUCAAAAAUAUAUGAUACUCAGCAGCACUGUUCCCAUUGAUUACCUGAUGACCAAGAGUACUGAUGCUGUUCCACUUCUUGAUAAGAUUGCCCAUGUUUGCUGUGCACUUACCAACAUGUGUCUAUCAGUUGUUCCAUUCCAGUGAAAGUUUAUUACUUAUACUUGUAAAAGAUUAAAUACAAAAACAAAAUGUCAAGUGUGUUUAAUGAUUUCAUAAUUAUUAUGAUUCAGGAAUAAAACCACCUAGACAUGUUUAGUGUUACCUAAAAUCCCAUUGUAUUGCAUAGGCAAUACAUCUGAUUCAGAUUAGCCCAUGUUCAUUCUGUGCCAAGCACCACUGUGGUUCACUUGAAAAAAUGUUUCAACAAUAUGAAUUGAUAAUUUCAUCAUGAAUGUAUUAUCAUUCAAACAGGUCAUGCAGUUACAUCAGAUAAAACUAAUUGUUAAUGAAAUAACCUCACAUUGAAAUGUGAUUACUGAUAUUUCUUUUAACUUGGUGAUUUUGCUGCAAAAUUAUCUUGAACUAGUGUUAGUAUGUCUUUGACCUACUUGGCAGAUCAACAGCAAAUAUUUCAUACAUAUGACUUUGAAUUACUGAUCCAAUGUACAAUCUGUCAAAUGUAGGAAUAAAUCUAAU